UUGGUAGAACAUCUCCUGGAUCCGUCACGGUACAACAAGCUGAUCCGCCCGGCCACCAAUGGAUCCGAGUUGGUCACUGUGCAGCUGAUGGUAUCGUUGGCUCAGCUCAUCAGUGUGCACGAGAGGGAGCAGAUCAUGACCACCAACGUGUGGCUGACCCAGGAAUGGGAGGAUUAUCGCCUUACGUGGAACCCGGAAGAGUUUGAUGACAUGAAGAAGGUGCGGCUGCCAUCCAAACACAUCUGGCUUCCAGAUGUUGUACUCUACAACAAUGCCGACGGGAUGUACGAGGUGUCCUUCUACUCCAACGCCGUCGUCUCCUACGACGGCAGCAUCUUCUGGCUCCCUCCGGCCAUCUACAAGAGUGCCUGCAAAAUCGAGGUGAAGCAUUUCCCCUUCGACCAGCAGAACUGCACCAUGAAGUUCCGCUCGUGGACCUACGACCGGACGGAGAUCGACUUGGUGCUGAAGAGCGAGGUGGCCAGCUUGGACGACUUCACCCCCAGCGGGGAGUGGGACAUCAUUGCCCUGCCGGGACGGCGCAACGAGAACCCCAACGACUCCACCUAUGUGGACAUCACCUACGACUUCAUCAUCCGCCGCAAGCCGCUCUUCUACACCAUCAACCUCAUCAUCCCUUGCAUCCUCAUCACCUCCUUAGCCAUCCUGGUCUUCUACCUGCCCUCCGACUGCGGCGAGAAGAUGACCCUCUGCAUCUCGGUCCUCUUGGCUCUCACCGUCUUCCUGCUUCUCAUCUCCAAGAUCGUGCCGCCCACCUCGCUGGACGUGCCGCUGGUGGGCAAGUAUCUGAUGUUCACCAUGGUCUUGGUCACCUUCUCCAUCGUCACCAGCGUCUGUGUGUUGAACGUCCACCACCGCUCGCCGACCACCCACACCAUGCCGCCCUGGGUCAAGGUGGUCUUCCUCGACAAGCUGCCCACCCUCCUCUUCAUGAAGCAGCCCCGGCAGAACUGCGCCCGCCAGAGGUUGCGCCAGAAGCGGCAGAACCAGGAGCGGACGACCGGAAGCUUCUUCCUCCGUGAAGGAGCCAGGUCCUGCACUUGCUAUGUCAACCCGUCCACGGUCAAGAAGUUCGGGACUGGGAGCGGUGGUGGUGAUGGCGGGGGACGGCCCUUUACGGAAACGUCGGAGCCGGGAGUCAACGGUUACCGGGACAGGCCGGGUCAAACGGUGCCCCCACCAGGCCCCUGUUGCUGCGGCCUGGAGGAGGCUGUGGACGGAGUACGCUUCAUAGCGGAUCAUAUGAAGAGCGAAGACGAUGACCAGAGUGUGAGCGAGGACUGGAAGUACGUUGCCAUGGUGAUCGACCGCCUCUUCCUGUGGAUCUUCGUCUUUGUCUGCGUCUUUGGCACCAUCGGCAUGUUCCUGCAGCCUCUCUUCCAGAACUAUGCCACCAAUUCCCUCCUGCAGAUCAACCACGGUGGUUCCGGCUCCAAGUAGCACCUGGUC
Messenger RNA from Zootoca vivipara (common lizard), 1470 nucleotides. RefSeq names its product cholinergic receptor nicotinic beta 2 subunit (gene CHRNB2). The record is from RefSeq and is a predicted model, not a curated record. Gene Ontology annotation, biological process: monoatomic ion transmembrane transport. Gene Ontology annotation, molecular function: acetylcholine-gated monoatomic cation-selective channel activity; transmembrane signaling receptor activity. Lineage: Eukaryota; Metazoa; Chordata; Lepidosauria; Squamata; Lacertidae. Gene Ontology annotation, cellular component: postsynaptic membrane.